AUGCUGAAAUUAAAAUGUCCUUCUCUGGUUGCACACUCAAGAGAAAAGAUGGGGUGAAUGUGCCUCUUGUGAAUGGAAAACAAAUCAUUGGAAGGUCAAGAGAGACCAUGAUAAAAGACGUGCGCUGCUCUAAGAAGCAAGUUGAGUGUGACGUCGACCUGUCGUCGGGCACGGUCCUGGUGCGCACCCUCGGCGCCAACCCGUCGUCGGCGCUCGGCCGGCCGCUGCCUCAGGGCCAGUCCGUGUCACUGCGGCACGGAGACUCCCUGGAGCUGCUCAGCGGACAGCACCAGUUCACGGUACACUUUCUGCCGCCGCCGACCGCCGCCUCGGGCUCCUCCACCGCCCAUCAGGACAGCCCCAGCGGUCUGAAACGGGCGGCGGGAUCGGUGGAGGCUCCGUCCCCGAAGAGGGCUCGCCCGGACAGUGCUCCUGCCACCGGAUUGGACGAGGAGGGACUGGGCGAGCAGUCGGACGGCGAGGAACAGGAGACCCUCGCGGAACAGUGGACGUCGUUAGAGAACGACCAGCUGCUGAUGUUUGUCACCAAAGGAGUGAAGCCGUCCUCGAAGAUAGCGGCGUUUGAUCUGGACGGAACGAUAAUAACGACCAAGUCGGGCAAAACAUUCGCCAAAGACAGAGAUGACUGGCAGAUCAUCUAUCCAGAUGUGCCCAGAAAGCUGAAAGAACUCAGCAAAAGUGGCUUCAAGAUUGUUUUUCUAACAAAUCAGCUCGGCAUCAGCAAGCGGAAGCUGCUGCCGGAGGACCUGCGGCGCAAGUUGCAGAACAUCACCGGUCGGCUGGGUGUGCCGGUUCAGUGUCUCAUCUCGCCCGGCGACCGCUGGUACCGAAAACCGCGGCCCGGGAUGUGGGAGUACCUGAUCAAAACGGAAAACGGAUCGCGUGCCGUUGACAUGAAGGAGAGCUUCUACUGUGGAGACGCGGCCGGCCGCCGAGAGGGCUGGGCACCCAAGAAGAAGAAGGACUUCUCGUGCUCCGAUCGUCUGUUCGCCAUCAAUGUGGGACUGCGGUUCUACACGCCUGAAGAGCUGUUCCUCGGUCAGCCGGCCACCAACAAGUACCAGCUGCCGGAGUUUGACCCUCGGGCGGCGGUGGAUGGCGCCCGAACGGCGGCACCGGUCAGUGCAGCGCGGACUGAGAAAGAGAUUGCCGUCCUGGUCGGACCGCCCGGCUCGGGCAAGAGUCACGUGACGUCCACCCAGCUGGUGCCCGCUGGCUACGUGGCUGCCAACCGGGACACGCUCAAAUCGUGGCAGAAGUGCGUCCAAGUCGCCGAACAGGCCAUCAAGGAGGGCAAGAGCGCGGCGGUGGACAACACUAACGGGGACCGCGAGAGUCGCGCCCGGUACGUGCAGCUGGGCCGCCGGCUCGGUGUGCCCGUCCGCUGUCUGCUGAUGACCACGACACUGGCGCACGCGCGGCACAACAACAAGUACCGGGAGCUCACCGACUCGUCUCACCAGCACGUCAGCGACAUGAUCUUCAACAUGUUCAAGUCUCGAUACGAAGAGCCCACCACCGACGAGGGGUUCUCAGAGAUCUGUCGACUGGACUGUCUGCCGACCUUUAGCGAUCAACAACAGGAGCGAAUAUACCGGCUCUACCUACUGGAGAAGUGAGCAGAGUCUGCUUCACUCGGCAGUGAGUUUGUUUUGUAUUUACCAGAUGGGGAGCUGGGAGUGGCACUGUCGGCUGUGAAAGAGAAUCCGGAAAAGGGAGUGAGUGCCAGGACUCUGAGAAGCGAUUGGUAUUGACUCUCUUUCUCGGUCGCACAACGAAGUCGAUUUAUUGAGAGCAUCACCCAGCCUCAUCGACAUCCGUGGAUUCACAUCGACAUUUUACGCCCCGAAUCCCCCGUGCAGGAGAGAUGGGUCCCGUACACUGACAAUAAUCCUAGUUACCAGCAGAAUUUCAUGUUUAAAGGUAGUGUGCCACCUUCCAAUGAUUUCCCAUUUUAUUUUUCCUAGGAUAAGAAGCUUCUGUUUUUACCUAAUAUCGCAAAAAAAAUCAAAAAUGGGCCUAAAAUAGCGC
Messenger RNA from Amphibalanus amphitrite, 2052 nucleotides. Its product is annotated as bifunctional polynucleotide phosphatase/kinase-like. The transcript is spliced from 11 exons. Gene Ontology annotation, biological process: DNA repair. Bases 15 to 1640 code for a protein of 541 amino acids. The record is from RefSeq and is a predicted model, not a curated record. Gene Ontology annotation, molecular function: polynucleotide 3'-phosphatase activity; protein binding; double-stranded DNA binding. Lineage: Eukaryota; Metazoa; Arthropoda; Thecostraca; Balanomorpha; Balanidae.